Clonostachys rhizophaga is the source of this 3774-nucleotide messenger RNA. The record is from the annotation of a GenBank genome assembly. NCBI's taxonomy places the organism in Eukaryota, Fungi, Ascomycota, Sordariomycetes, Hypocreales, Bionectriaceae.
AUGUUGCAAUCAUGCCUCUCGCUACUUGUUUUCUUCGCAUUCGCUCGCUUUGCCAUUGCUUCUGCCGAUGAGGCCGUGACCCUCGAGGCCCGUGCCGGUCGUACCACCACCAUCACAUAUGCCUGGACCGGUUGCACGACCACCACUCAGACCCGCGGCUCAAGGCCAACUACUCUCGCUGUAUACACUCCCAGAACCCAGUGUGUCCCUGUCACUUCCACCGUCACUCAGAAAUGGACUGGCUGCACCACUACCACAGUGACCCGUCCCAUCAACACAUGGACGACAACCGAGUUGGUCUAUGUCCCCAGGACCACCUGCGCCCCCACCACCACAACCGUCAAACAGGCCUGGACUAGCUGCACCUCGUCGACUUCUACCCGAACUGCCAAUGCUUGGACCACAACCGAGAUUGUCUACACGCCGAGGACUGUGUGUCCGACGCCGACCACCACCACAGUUCGCUCCGCCUGGACCAGCUGUACCAGCAGCAGCACCCUCCGUAGUACCAACACGAUCACUACUACGCAGGUGAUUUACACCCCUAGGACCGUCUGCCCGACCACGACCAGGACCGUCACUGUCCCCUAUGCCUCUUGCACGACAUCGACGUCCACCACCACCAUCCCCAAUGGUCCCAAGACGGUCUACCUCUACUCGCCUAGGACGGUCUGUCCCGCUACCACCACGACCAAGCCGUCCACUACCUCGAGCGUGGCGGCCACCACCAGCGCACCAGCGAGCACCGCCAGUAACGCCAGCACCACAUCCGCUGCCCAGUCUACUUCCUCGAGCGCUGUUCAGUCCACCUCCUCAACUGCGGCUCAGUCGACAUCAUCCACUGCAGCCCAGUCCACUUCGUCCACUGCUGCUCAGUCGACGUCUUCUGCUGCCCAGUCAACGUCUUCCACUGCUGCUGCAUCUACGUCGCCUUCUUCUAGCGCCGCCGCCUCGAGCACUGCUGUUUCUGAGAACCUAGCUACUACCACACCCGCUGCCUCUACCACAGCUGCUAGUACAGCUUCAAGUAGCAACGCCUCCAGCACUCCUGCUUCUAGUACUAAUUUUUCCAGCACGGCCUCAAGCACGGAUGUUUCUAGCACCCCUUCAAGUACUGAUGUUUCAAGUACUCCCUCAAGCACCGAAAUCUCUAGCACGUCUGCUUCUAGUACACCUUCAAGCAGCGACGUCUCAAGCACUCCUGCCUCAAGUACCGAUGUGUCUAGCACCGCUUCCAGCACGGAGGUUUCCAGCACCCCUGCUUCCAGUAGUAUUUCCAGUACUGCUUCAAGCACCGAUGUUUCUACUACACCUUCAAGCACCGAUAUCUCCAGUACCGCCUUGAGCACUACUCCUUCUGAGAACCUGGCUGCUUCUAGCACCCCGGCCUCUACCUCGGAUAUUUCAAGCACACCUUCAAGCGCAGUUGUUUCUAGUACCCCUGCUUCUAGCACGGAUGUCUCAAGCACUUCUGCUUUAAGCACCGACGCCUCUAGCACUCCGGCUUCCACUACAGAUGUCUCCAGCAACACUCCUGCUGCCACUACAGAUAUCUCUAGCAGCACUCCAGCUUCUACCUCAGAUAUUUCGAGCACUCCUGCCCCUACAGAUGCCUCUAGUACCCCAGUAUCUAGCACCGCUGCUUCUACAGAUAUCUCUAGCACUCCUGCCUCUACAGAUGUCUCUAGUACCCCUAUAUCUAGUACUGCUGCUUCGACAGAUGUCUCUAGCACCCCGGCAUCUUCAGCUGCCUCUAGUACUCCUGCUUCUACAGACGACUCUAGUACCCCCGCAUCUAGCACUCCUGCUUCUACUUCAGAUAUCUCAAGCACUCCCGCUUCAACAAAUGCCUCUAGUACUCCUGCUUCUACUUCAGAUAUCCCUAGUACUCCCGCUUCAACAAAUGCCUCUAGCACUCCUGAUUCUACUUCAGAUAUCCCUAGUACUCCCGCAUCUUCAGCUGCCUCUAGCACUCCUGCCUCUACUUCAGAGAACUCAGGCACUCCUGUUUCGACAGAUGUUUCGAGCACUCCUGCUUCACCAGAUGUCUCUAGUACCCCAGUUUCUUCAGAUAUCUCUAGUACGCCCGCCUCUACAGAUAUCUCCAGUACCCCGAUUUCUUCAGAUAUCUCUAGUACUCCUGCCUCUUCAGAUAUCUCCAGUACUCCGGUUUCUUCAGCUGCCCCUAGCACUCCUGCCUCGACCGAUGUCUCCAACACCCCGGUUUCUACUACGGAUGCCUCUAGUACUCCUGCUUCUACAGAUGCCUUUGCCACACCUGCUUCUAGCACCAGCAUCUUCAGCACUCCCGCUUCCGAGACACCCCUGUCCUCGACUGAUAGUGCAAUUGCCACACCUUCAGUCACUCCUCUGUCUACUACCGAGGACUACUGUGAGCCUACUGCUACUCCUAUCUCUACCUCGUCCUCUUCGAUAGCUCCUGGUCCAGAUGGAACCACCACAUUCACUUAUACAUGGGGCGGUUGCACUGCCGCCUCUGCAGUGAAGAGUUCGACUGUAUUCCUCUACACACCCAGGUCGGCUUGUGCCGAUACCACAACUCCAUCGACAGCCGCAGCCACUACCUCUAGCUCGGAGACAGCUUCAUUCGCUGCCUUGGUUGCGGGCACGACCUCUAGCUCGGUUUCUGAAACUGUCGCCAGCACAAUCUCAAGCUCGGAGACUGUCGCUAGCACUACCUCGCCCAGCUCGUCCUCUGAGCCUGCUGCCAGCACUACAUUGCCCAGCUCGUCCUCCGAGCCUGCUGCUAGCACCACCCCAUCUAGCACUUCCUCAGACUCCACUGCUGCUGGUACCACUUCGUCCAGCUCGUCCUCUGAGUCUGCUGCCAGCACCACUUCAUCUAGCACUCCUUCAAGCUCUACUGUUGCUAGCACUACUUCAUCCAGCUCGUCGUCCAGAUCUUCUUCUUCAAGCUCCACUGCUGUUGCUAGCACAACCCCACUCAGCUCUACCGCUGCCAGCACCAGCUCGUCGUCCAGUUCAUCUUCUGCUAUUCUCAGCACUACCUCAACCAGCUCCUCUGCCAGCUCUACUACAGCCGCUGUCACGACGUCUGGUGCGGCGUCUACUGCUGCUGCUCCCAGCACGACCUCUAGCUCGUCAUCGACCAGCACUCAGUCAUACCUGGCAUCAACCACAGGCUCAUCCUGCACGACCAUCAGGACUGGCUGCAAGGCGCUUGGUUGGGACAUGGAUAUCUAUGCCAACACCUUCUACACCGGUUAUGGCUACACCGGUACUGGUGCUAAGUCUGACUACUACUAUAUUUCCGAAAAGCUCUCUCCUUUGGGCUCAACUCACACAAAUACGACCAACUUCGCGAGCACUGCGUCUGGCACAUACACUACAAUCAGUGGCCAGAGAUACUACCCGAACUGGAGCGCCAGCAUUGGCGGUCUCAAUGUCAACCUCAACAACUUCACCGCUGUUUGGAGUGGCCUCUAUAAGGCUACCACAACUGGUAACGUUACGGUUGCAAUCAGCACAGUCGAUGACACCGCUUCCGUUUACUGGGGCCAUGCCUACGCCUAUGACUGCAAGACGGGUCUUCCAACAGCUUCCACGGCCGGCAGGAAUCUGGCCGGUGCUGGUAGUUUCACCAAGGCGGUGGUUGCAGGUCAAUAUUACCCAAUCCGUGUUGUUUUUGGAAAGGCUUCGGGCACGACCGCGAAACUCACUCUCACUGUGGCUGGGCAAGCUACUUCAAGCACCAAUCCCAUCUACCCCCCUGAAUGCGCUAUGCCGGCAUGA